Caenorhabditis auriculariae is the source of this 1692-nucleotide messenger RNA. The record is from the annotation of a GenBank genome assembly. Lineage: Eukaryota; Metazoa; Nematoda; Chromadorea; Rhabditida; Rhabditidae.
AUGCCGCUUGUCAAAAUCAAGGUGGAGGUUUUUAAAAACUUCGAAUUGAAUUAAUAAAAUUAUUUUGUUUUAGAAUCGGAUUUUUGUCGAAUCUACUUCAUCUUCAACUCAAUUUACAGUCGAUGAUUCGACCAGUGAAGUCCAGAAUGAGUAUUUAGAGACGUUUGGUAUGUCUUGCUUAAAAAAAUCUGAUCGUGACAGUUUUUGUUGAAAAUUUUACUGGUCAGUGAGAUUGAUAAAUUCAUAUAAUUAGGAUUUUUGAGUGGAAUUUCUGAAAACUUAAAUUCUACAUAGAAUUCAGGACGAUUUUUAUAAUGAAUUUAGAUGAAAUGUUCAUUGAAAUCACAUUUUUAUUCAUUUUUCUACAUGGAAAACUGAAUUGAAUUGAAAUUUUAGAAAAAAAAGUAAGGUAUUUCGUCGGAAAAACUAUUGGAAUUUCAAAAAUUCUGAUCUUUCAUCUUUUCAGACCAUCUCAGUGACAAAAAACGCCGAAGAUACUCCAGGUCUGGAGGUUUCAAAACGCCCGAAGAGAUCCGCGAAAUGAACCGAUUGAGGCAAAGAUUGCGGCGUGAGCGAAUCAAAAGUGGAAAUCGAUCUGAAACCUUUCGAUAGCUUUCGGAAUUCAGAUGGAGAGCCGAAACCAGCUAGGACGGGUCGUCAGAAAAUUUUCACAGAAGAAGAAGCGCGAUUGAGACGGGCGUCACAACAGAAAGAGUACCGGCAACGGCAAAAAGGUCCUCUUUUCCUUUAUUUUAUGACCAUAAGUUGAUUCAGUUGAAGUUUUUUUUCCACUCAGGAGCCUUGUAAAUGUUAAAUAAUUAAAAAAGAUUUUUUUCAGUCAGAGAAGAUGACGAAAAAUCCAUCGAGGAAUCUCUUCAACAUCGAAUUCCUGUACAAAGUUCGAACAAAGAUAGUUAGUUUCUUAACUUCAUUGCUCUGCAAUACAGUUCUAGAAAAGUUACUGCAUCCAAUGAUCGAAAAAAAUCAGAAAAUGUCAGUUUUUCUCCCAUUUCUAAUAUUUUUCGGAUUACGGUAGGUGUAGUGCAGACACCGAUACAUUGGAAACGCACCAGAAGUGUUGGAUUUUACGACUUUUCCCAAAAAUUGCUUCUUCAUGAAUUUUUUGCGUUUUCCCAUCUUAUAUUGCAUUUAUUUUUAUAUUGAUUGAUUUUUAACUUCUCAAAUUUCAAGUUGAUCUUGUUACGUUGCUGAAAAUCCAUGAGAGAAAUCGACUGGCGCGUCAUGCCUCCUAUCAGAGAAACUAUCGGAAGCGACAAAAAGGUUCAAUUUUCACUAGAUUUUGUUUUAAAUGUAUCAUAAUUGUUUUCAGAACGACAAAAAGCUUUGGAGAAUCAGCAAGAUAAAGGUUUUUUGUACAGAAUUUUAAUUUUAUUUUUUACUUUUUGUAGAACCGGAACCCCUACCGACUUUCCUUCAGUCGAUAGUCGAAAAGGCGGUGGAAGAAAAGGAAAAAAAUCGGAAUCGGGUUUUUCUUAUAAACUUUUUUUGCAGAAAAAAUGAAUAUUUAUUUUUUUAGAAAAAAAUCUCGAGCCGAAGAUUUGCUGACGUUGCUUUUUUUGGACACAAAGGUCUUGAAAAAUCAAGGGGAAGGUCGGACUUUUUGAACAUUUCUUGAAGUAUUCAUUAUUUUUUUCAGACGUUGCGGAAGAGGAAAAAAAUUUCGAGAAGUGA